ACGCGCCUAGAGUGGUCACUGCGUCAGUCUGAGCUGGGCUUCCUUUUCAAAAUAAUUUCCUGACUUGCCGCGGGAGCUACAGCCGUCUCCGACUUGGUCUCUAGAGGCGGCAGCGCGCGUGCGCGCUCCCGCUGAGCCCUGGACUGAGUAGCGGCGCCCAGGGCCUGCGGAGCGAGCCUGCGUCAUCUUGGCCCUCUUCGCUUCUCUGAACCCUGCUCCUGGCCUAGGUAGGAAACAUGAGCACCAACAACUUGGGUGGGAAUGACGAGUUUGAUGAGCAGUUGCGAAUGCAAGAAUUGUAUGGAGACACCAAGGACGGUGACACCCCGAAAGAUCCCAGCGGAGAAACGGAUUCUUUCGGGCAGCAGCCGGCUGAUACCCCUUAUGAGUGGGAUCUGGACAAGAAAGCUUGGUUCCCCAAGAUCACCGAAGAUUUCAUUGCUACAUAUCAGGCUAAUUAUGGCUUCUCUAGUGAUGGUGCAUCUAGUUCUACUGCAAAUGUCCAGGACAACAAUACUAGGCCUGUAGAAGAACCACCACAAAGAAAAACCCCUGAACCCACUGAUCCUAGAAAGAAGGGAGAAAAAAGAAAGGCUGAAGCAGGAUGGUUUCAUGUUGAAGAAGAUAGAAAUACAAACGUGUAUGUGUCUGGUUUGCCUCCAGAUAUUACAGUGGAUGAAUUUAUACAGCUUAUGUCCAAAUUUGGCAUUAUUAUGAGAGAUCCUCAGACAGAAGAAUUUAAGGUCAAACUUUACAAAGAUAAUCAAGGAAAUCUGAAAGGAGAUGGGCUUUGCUGUUAUUUGAAGCGAGAAUCUGUGGAGCUUGCAUUGAAGCUUUUGGAUGAAGAUGAAAUUAGAGGCUACAAGUUACAUGUCGAGGUGGCAAAGUUUCAACUGAAGGGGGAAUAUGAUGCCUCAAAGAAGAAGAAGAAGUGCAAAGAUUAUAAGAAGAAGCUGUCUCUGCAACAAAAGCAGUUGGAUUGGAGACCUGAGAGAAGAGCCGGACCAUCCAGGAUGCGCCAUGAACGAGUUGUCAUCAUCAAAAAUAUGUUUCAUCCUAUGGAUUUUGAGGAUGAUCCAUUGGUGCUGAAUGAGAUCAGAGAAGACCUUCGAGUGGAGUGUUCAAAGUUUGGACAAAUUAGGAAGCUCCUUCUCUUUGAUAGGCAUCCAGAUGGUGUGGCCUCUGUGUCUUUUAGGGAUCCAGAGGAAGCUGAUUAUUGUAUUCAAACCCUUGAUGGGAGGUGGUUUGGUGGCCGUCAAAUCACUGCCCAAGCAUGGGAUGGGACUACAGAUUAUCAGGUAGAAGAGACCUCAAGAGAAAGGGAGGAAAGGCUGAGAGGAUGGGAGGCAUUCCUCAAUGCUCCUGAGGCAAACAGAGGCCUUCAGCGUUCAGAUUCUGUCUGUGCUCCAGAAAGAGCAGGGCCUUCUAGAAUGAGGCAUUUUUCAGCACACCCGAGCACAUCCAAAAUGAAUGCUCAAGAAGCUGCAGCUGGAAUGGCAUUUGAAGACCCUAUAGAUGAGAACAAGUUUGAAAAAACAGAAGAUGGGGGAGAAUUUGAAGAAGAUGCUUCGGGAAAAGAUGCUAAAGAAGGUGGGUCUGAAAAAGAGGUGAAAGAAGGCUUCUCCAAAAAAGAAUCUGAAGAGGGCUUCCUUGAGAGAGAUUCUGAAGGUGGUGGCCCCAAAAAAGAGUGUGAAGAGGGUAAUGCUAAAAAGGAGGUGAAAGAGAAUGGCUCAGAAAGUGGGUUUAAGAAGAGAAUCAGAAAUGAGUAUGAAGAGAAUAGCCUAGCAAAAGAGUCUCAAGAUGCUGACCCUGACAAGGAGUCUGAAGAGGACAGCCCCAAGAAGGAGUUGGAGGAGGACAACUCAGAGAGAGAAACUGACGAAGACUGCUCUGAAAAGCAGUCUGAAGAAGGCUCUGAAAAAGAAUUUGAAGAAAACGGUCUUGAUAAAGAUUUCGAUGAAGAUGGCUCUGACAAGGAGUUUCCUGAAAACCUUCUUGACAAAGAGUUAGAAGAAAAUGACACUGACAAAUCUGAACUUGAUGAAGGCUCUGAAAGGGUGUUGGAUGAGGAAGGCUCUGAGAGAGAGUUUGCUGAAGAUUCAGAUGAAAAGGAGGAAGAGGAAGGUACGUGUGAAAAGGUUUUUGACGAUGAGUCUGAUGAGAAAGAGGAUGAAGAUGAUGCAGAUGAGAAAGGGUGUGAAGAUGCUGAUGAAAAAGAGGAAGAAGAUGAUGCAGAUGAAAAGCUGUUUGAAGACUCAGAUGAAAAGGAAGAUGAAGAAGAUGCAGAUCUAAAGGAAGAUGAAGAUGUGGAUGAAAAGUUGUUCAAGGAUAACAAUUCCAAUGACGAGGAGGAGGGUUCCAAUGAGAAAUUGUUUGAUGAUUCUGAUGAGAGGGGGACUGUGGGGAAUGUGAAGGAAGAUGGGCCUCAGUCCACAGGCAGCAGCUUUGUCCUCAGUAGUGAUGACGACGAUGAUGAUAUUUAACCCCUUACACUUGCUUUUUAGGGAGAGUCCUCCAUCUCCACUUGCCUGUGCUCCGGGGUCAUUAUUAGUAGUGUUACACAAACGUGUGCAUAGUGGUAGGUUGCAUAAUGCAUUAACCGUUGGAAUUUUCAUUGUUACCUGUAUGUUCCUAAUGAUUUUAAAUACAUGUUAACUGGCUCCUCAUUUAAAAUUUCCUAGUUAAAAUGCAGGUAAACUGGAUACUUGUCCUUUUGUCCAAUUUGUUAAAUGCAUGCAAAAGAAUAUUUUUAAAAGUAUUCUAAUUGAAGUUUGUGAUACUAAAUAAUAAAAAUAAGUUGAUAAUAUGCAAAAACUGAAAA
Messenger RNA from Castor canadensis (American beaver), 2821 nucleotides. RefSeq names its product HIV-1 Tat specific factor 1 (gene Htatsf1). Gene Ontology annotation, molecular function: RNA binding. The record is from RefSeq and is a predicted model, not a curated record. NCBI's taxonomy places the organism in Eukaryota, Metazoa, Chordata, Mammalia, Rodentia, Castoridae. Gene Ontology annotation, cellular component: U2-type spliceosomal complex; U2 snRNP. Gene Ontology annotation, biological process: mRNA splicing, via spliceosome.